Messenger RNA from Podospora bellae-mahoneyi, 1854 nucleotides. It is a transcript of the gene RPC34, whose product is annotated as 34-kDa subunit of RNA polymerase III (C). The record is from RefSeq and is a predicted model, not a curated record. Gene Ontology annotation, biological process: transcription by RNA polymerase III. Lineage: Eukaryota; Fungi; Ascomycota; Sordariomycetes; Sordariales; Podosporaceae. The transcript has 2 exons. The coding region runs from base 444 to 1655 and encodes 403 amino acids. Gene Ontology annotation, cellular component: RNA polymerase III complex.
GUGGACCACCCCCACCCUUGCAAGGCUGCAUGUGAAAAGACAGACUGAUAAGAUGAGACCCACUCUUUCCCACGUGUGGAUUCACUGAUAAGCGUGAUUAUCCACACGCGAUUGGUCAGACACUUGACAAGGCUGCAUGGUGGGGCAACUUUUUGCGAUUUCUCGUCGCCAACCACUUUCGCAACAGAGCUCCGGCUGCCCACGCCAUCACUGAAUCACUAUUUUGGAAGCAAAACUAGCAACGAGCCUCGAAGACCUCCCCAUAUCACUCGAUUUAUUUGUCAUUGAUUCGAGAUCGAGACACAACAGUCACAAUAGUUUGUUACCAAUAUCUCAACAUCGCCUGUUUGAACAAGGUCCGCAAAAGCCAUCUCUUCAUUCCACGCGACCACCACCACUGAACCCUGAUUGAGCGCGCCCGUCUGCCGCAUCCUCCCGCCUCAAUGGCGGCGCCAAAUUCCGAGGCCGACCAGGCCAAGCUCCAGAUCUUCAAAGAUGAGCUUUACGAUACUAUCAGGGAACAUGGCAGCGAAACCCGUGUCUUCAGCCAGGCCGACCUCAAUGGUCUGGGCGUCAUCCCCAACAACGACGUCAGGAUACUUGUCGAUGUCAUUCAGAUGCUCACCAAUGAAAAGCUCCUCAUUGGUGUUCAUUUACCGGGCGGAGAACUGGGUUGGAAAUGGCGAAGCAGAGAGGAUGCCAAGAAGUAUACCUCCCUUCCAGACGAACCGACCAGGCUCGUAUACGGCGAAAUCGACCAAGCCGGCCAAGACGGUGUCUGGAUCCGACACAUCAAGCUCCGAAUCAACAUCCAAGAUGCCACCCUCAAGGCCUGCAUCAAGUUCCUCGAGUCCAAAGGGUUCAUCUCGUCCAUGACCAACGUCGAGAUGCCCAACCGGAAGAUGUACAUCAGAGCCGACCUCAAACCCUCCGAGCGCGCAACCGGCGGUCCUUGGUUCACAGACGGUGAGCUAGACGAGGCCUUUAUUAAAGUCAUCGAAGGUAUCAUUUUCGAGUACAUCAAGACCCGCAGCGCAUACUUUUCCAGGGGCGCGGUCCUCCCUCAAAGACAACCAAAGAAGGGCGUAGUUACCGGGGAUGCCAGAGGUGUCAAGAGAACAGCGACUGACAUCUCCAACGACGACGCGACACCCGCCCCUGCUCCAGCGACAAAGGCUGCCCCUCCACCGCCAAAGGGCAAGCCAAUGUACCUCCCCAUGCCGGCCGGGUACAAGAAAUACCCUACCGUCAACGAUAUUACAGAGUUUAUCCACAACCAAAAGGUCAGCACUGCUAUGCUUGGUGUUGCGGACAUCCAGGCGUUGGUCGACGUGCUGGUAUUUGACGGCCUGAUUGAGCCGAUCCAAGUCCACAAUCGUAAGGGGUACAGGGUGGUGCGGCCAACAAAGCAGGACACAGUGUCGUAUGCCAAGCGGCAGCAGGACCGAGAAUCGCAUCCAGAAUCGGGGGAUAUAGUGUUAGGCCCUCCGCCGCUGAGCAGCGCAGUGACUGAGGCACCGUGCGGUAAAUGCCCGGUGUUUGAACUGUGCCAGGAGGGUGGACCGGUUGCGCCGAGCACGUGUGUUUAUUUUCAGGAGUGGUUGGGCUUGAAAGAGCCUGCUGUUGCUACUGCCAACGGAACGGCUCCACCAUGAGGUCAGCUACGCAUGGGCAAAUUAAUGAAAUUCUGGUAAAUAUUUUAAGCAUGGAGUUAGUGUAGUUUAGUAAUCGGGUACUGAGUUGUAAAUAUAACUGAUCCACCUGGCGGAAGAGCGCGACUUUGUCAUCUCACGAUUCUUGGCAAUUCCGUUGUUAGGGGGCGGAAGCAUUGUUUACCAUCUACUUCAUUCAAAC